Messenger RNA from Opisthorchis viverrini, 231 nucleotides. RefSeq lists its product as hypothetical. The coding region runs from base 1 to 231 and encodes 76 amino acids. The transcript has a single exon. The record is from RefSeq and is a predicted model, not a curated record. Lineage: Eukaryota; Metazoa; Platyhelminthes; Trematoda; Opisthorchiida; Opisthorchiidae.
AUGGAGCCUAUGCGCGAUGGUGCUGGGGUUCUGGAAAAGUCUCGUCAUCCAGUUACUCCCAGAGCUUCGGAACGCCCCACAGCGCACCUCGAACUGUGGUCCAUGGGUUGUGGGGCAUCCUGCAAAAUGCUGACGACACAAAACCAGCAUCAGAGUCAGUUACUGACUCUGACUGACUCAGACACUCGUACCGAAAACCCUUACUCCAAACCACCGGUUGUGUUCGGAUGA